AGAUAUGGAGCUUCAGUAUGCCCACAACAACAUUCAUCAUCAUUGAUCAGCAGGAUCAGAUUUCUUUGCAUAGACAGAGGGUGAAAAUAAUCUUGUUCCUAGUGGUGUAAGGUUCUCAUUAUGGCAGAAGCAGGAGCAGAUGACCCCAGUCUGGUAGAUCAAGAGCUCCGUGACAUGGAUGAGGAGCGUCUGUGGGAGAUGGUGGACAGCCAUCGCUACAGGAUUGUGCGGGCUGUAUGCCCUAGCCGUCUUACCCCCUAUUUGCGCCAAGCCAAGGUGUUUGGCCAGCUGGAUGAGGAAGAGGUGCUCCACAAUCCUCAGUUCACCAACAGUGCCAUGAGAGUGGGUCACAUGCUGGAUCUCUUGAAAUCCCGUGGGAAAAAUGGAGCCCUUGCUUUCCUGGAAAGUCUGAAACUGCACAAUCCUGAUAUUUAUGUGCUGAUCACUGGUUUGGAGCCUUCAAUAGAUCACAACCAUUUCAGUGACCUGAUUGAGAGCUCCCAGCUGACAGAGUGCUUGGCCAAGGCAGUGAGCAGUCUCCAGGAGGAGCUAAGCCAGGAGAAGCGGCAAAAAGUGUCCCUGCUCCAUCACUGCCGGAAACUGAAGGAGGACACAGCCCGACUGGAAGCCCAGGCUGAAAGCCUGCAGGGCAUUGAGGCUGAGUGUAAUCGCAUGAAGAGGGAACUCAGUAUUCAUUUCCACGAGGCCCUCAAGCUUAAGGAUGAACUUUAUGGCCUCUCUUUACGGUACAGCAGUGCUCUGCAGGAGAAGGACCUGGCCAUCACUCGAUGCCAGAGUCUACAGGAAGAGCUCUACCUGAUGAAGCAGGAACUGCAGCAAGCCCAGGUGUCAACCUACUGUGAAAGAGACAGUUCUCCAAAGACUGCUGAGGAACUACAACUACAAGAUGAACUUCUGAUAUUGAGAGAAGAGAAUGAGCGUCUCAAGUCACUUGUGGAGCUGGAGACCUUCAGUGUGGUGCAGAAAGACAUUCUAGAGCAGAACCUGGAUGAUGCUUUGGAGGGCAAACAAGAGCUGCUGAACCGUAUCCACUCCCUGAGGGAGCAGGCAGCCCUGGCUGAGAAUCAGCGCAAGAAGUGCUGGGAAGAAAAACAACACACUUUGAUGGAGUGCCGGAGGAUGAAAGUGGACUGUGAGAUCUACAAGGAGAAAAUCAGUGCCCUCCAGGCACAAGUGGCUGACCUACAGAAAGAGAGAGAUCAGGCCUACAGUGCUCGGGACACAGUUCAGAUGGAAAUUUCCCAGAGCCUCCUAGAGAAAGAUUCUCUCCGACGCAGAGUCUUUGAGCUCACUGAUGAGAUCUGUGAACUCCGGAAGCAGGUGGGCCUGAGUGGCUCAGCACUGAAGCAGGUUCAGCAGAAUGUGUCCACCAACUCCGAGCCUGGAGAUCAUUGUCCAAAGAGGAAGCAACGUUUAGUGCGCAUGCAUGCCAUUUGUCCCCAGGAAGAAGACAGUCAGGACAGCUUAUUGAGCACAUCGGAGUCAUGGUCCAGUUUAAGCCAUCGGUCAAGCCAAGAACUAGUUGAGAGCUUCCGAUCAUGCAGCCCAGUCCCACCUUGUAAGCAUUCCCUUCAGAGGAGAGCCAUGCAAGAGACCUCUUUUUCCAGGAGCAGUUCUCAGGAGUUUCUGGAGGAGGAUUUUACUCUUGGCUCUGAGGAGAAAUGGAGAAUCCUUUUUUGAGAAUGAUAUGCUGGGAAAGAAGAUGGCACCUCCCUAUUGUUCCAUAUGGACCCUUGCAUCUCAGAAAGUGUGCCCAUGCGCCGUCGACUUGCGCAGCGCUUCACAAGCCGCAUCACCACCAUUGCUUUCCAAGCCAAUGCUUUGUUGGAACAGAUCAGCAUUAUUGGGGGCAACCAAACUGGCAUCUUCAUUCAUCGGGUCACACCAGGCUCUCCUGCUGAUGAAAUGUCUCUGUCACCAGGCCAACAGAUUGUGCUGGUGGAUUAUGGUGUCAUAGAGCCAGGUUUCAAAGCUGUUUUGGAGGAGGCAACACUGGAGGAAGCACUCUGGGUCCUGGAGAAGGUGAAUGGCUUCUGCUGCCUGUCUGUGAGGCCCAACAUGGAGGGUUACAAAAAGUUGCUGAGUGACCUGAACUCCAAGCUGGUGACAUCGGGUGAUUCCUUCUAUGUUCGGUCUAACUUGUGCCUCGAGAGACAGGCAACUGGGGAGCUUUCAGUGGGAUGCCAUGACAUUCUGCAUGUCACAGACACCAUGUGUCAAGGCCAAGUCCAGUGGAGAGCCUGCCAAGUGAACCCCUACACCAUGAAGGACAUGGAUGCUGGCACUGUUCCCAACUACUGCCAAGCACAGAAGCAACUCAUCACCCUGAUCCAGGAGCUAGCCCAGAAGAGCAUAAUUUCCCGCAAGAAUUCUGGGGUGCAGCCCAAAUUGGUUCACAUUGUUAGCACAGACAACAAUAAGAUCAAUCCACUCUGGUCAUCCAUGGACUGUGGUCUCUUCGACCCUAGCAGGCCAAAUGUGAACUCCCGAAUCAGCCUCCACCCCAGGAGUUGUGUCAGUCUGAUGCCAUAUACUUUGGUCAGGCCCUGCAGGCCUGGACGGCCACGUCCAAUCCUCAUAGUGCCUGCACUUUUGGGCAAGAUCUUGGCUGAGAAGCUGUGCCUGUCCAAGGGCUUUGAGAAAUGUCCAGUAGAUUCUCAGAAUGAAACACAGGGCAGAGAUGCCCAGCCUGAAGGAAGUGAUGCAGACAGCAGUUGCUGUGUUCUCCGUCGGAUUCUAGAGGGGUUAAUGCAAAAGAAUGUACAUGGCUGGCUGGACCUGGGCCUGGAGAGUGUGCAGGAUCUUCUGGCUAUGGAAAUCUAUCCCAUCAUUAUCCUGAUCACCAUCAAUGAGAAGAAUGGCAAGAAAUUCCGGAAAGCCCUUCAGCGCCUUGGAGCAACUGAAGAGCAACUUUUGGAUAGUACUCGGAAGGAGGAAGCUCAUCUGGAGACAGUGUCUUGCCUGUAUGGGACAAUUGCCCCUGAUGCCUGGAAUGACCUUGAGACACUUACUAGCUGUGUCCGUGCAGCCAUUGCUGAUGAGCAGAAGAAGGUGGUGUGGGUGGAACAACUGCCACACUGAUUCCUUUUGAAGACAGGCAAACACAGGUGACCCCUCAGUGUUUGCCUUGAGUUUUAGAAAUACUUGAAGAUACUACUAUUUGCUCUGAAUUAACCUCAAGAGGAUCAGGGACAUUUUCUAAUCCCCAUGGUGUUGAAGAAUUGUAGAGCAAUCUGCUCACACAGUGCACAGGGAAACAGCCAUUCAUCUUGUUCAAGUGUUUGGCACCUGACCACCCCCUUCUAGCCUCACUUUGCUUUAUGUCUUCCAUCCUCCCCCUUAGUCUCACAGAAGUCAAGUAACUGGUGGAUGUAUAUGAAAAGUGCCACAUGCAACCAUACAUAGGUGAGAAUAUGAGGUACAUGGAUGCUUACACUUUGUUUGGCUUUUAAAUCAGGGAUGCACAUUCCCAGUUUCUCAUGUCCUGGCUAUAGAUUCCCAUUCACCAAAUCACAUGAUGAUAGAGAAUGAGACUGGUAGUCACUAGAACUACUGCCAUUAGAAGAGUCAGCAGUAGCUGGAGUUGAGAAUUUUUAUCCCUUCCUAACAACUUCCAAAAUAAUUUACUGUUCACCAUGCUUGUUGGGCCUGCAAGAACUGAGACUCAAAUGCUGGGAAAGCCAAAGGUGGGUAAAUUGUGUUUGCAAAAGCAUUGCUAGGAUGUGGUCUGGUUUACUAUAAACAAAGGGAUCUAUUGGCAAGGAAGCAUGAGGGGGGGGGGACAAUGAUAAAAUUCAUUAUCUCAUUCAUAUAAAAUAUUUUUCCACUCUUUGCAUUUCAGAGUUGAGGAUGCCCAUUGCAUCUGUAAUUUUCUUCUUCUUUUUUUAAAAAAAACGUUGAACAACUAGAAUGUUGUUAACAAGCAAGGUGAGCAAGGCCUUGGCAAAAAAUGCCUCUUUAAUAUCAUUUUGUCAGAGCAAGAGAUCCAUUUUCUGAAAUACAGUGGGCACAAACCAGAAAACAUUUCUAUUCUACUGAAAAUUGGUAAGUUAGUCAAUACAGUUGAUUCCACUCCAAAACAUGCAUCUGAGGAAGUGGGGUCAUCUACGAAAGCUCAUGCUACCAACUUCUUUCUUUCAGUUAGUCUCAAAGGUACUACAAGAUCCCUUUGCGUACUUAUUUUGCAGACUAACACAGCUAUAUCUUUGAAUUCUAACAGUUAAGUUUGUGGUAUGGAUUUUCAUGUUUCGGUAACUUAUGGUGUUAUUUGCCAUCAAGCUCAAUUUAUUUAUGGUGUGCCUAUAAAUGAGCCCAGUAAUCAGUUGUCUUGCUUAGGGCUGUGCCUUCCUUGAUUGAAACAAUUCAUCUGCAAUGUGGUCUCCCUAUUUUCCUACCGCCUUCCAAUUUAUCAAGCAUUAUCCUCUUCCCAAUUAGUCAUUGUCUCAUGUGUCCAAAGUAUUCAAAGAUAUGUUAGUCUGCAGAAUCAGUAUGUAGAGAUCUUGAAGAACCU
Sceloporus undulatus (fence lizard) is the source of this 4531-nucleotide messenger RNA. RefSeq names its product caspase recruitment domain family member 14 (gene CARD14). The record is from RefSeq and is a predicted model, not a curated record. Gene Ontology annotation, biological process: regulation of apoptotic process. NCBI's taxonomy places the organism in Eukaryota, Metazoa, Chordata, Lepidosauria, Squamata, Phrynosomatidae. The transcript is spliced from 22 exons. Gene Ontology annotation, molecular function: protein binding.